Molecule: messenger RNA, 423 nt
Organism: Selaginella moellendorffii
Lineage: Eukaryota; Viridiplantae; Streptophyta; Lycopodiopsida; Selaginellales; Selaginellaceae
Product: GPN-loop GTPase QQT2-like
Exons: 3
Coding region: 1-423 (140 amino acids)
Molecular function (GO): GTPase activity
Source: RefSeq, a predicted model, not a curated record
AUGGAGGUGUUUGACAAGAGGCCAGUGGUCUUGAUCGUCAUCAGAAUGGUGCUCUCCCACCAGGUUGAGAAUUUCCUUCUUUGUUCUCCUCCGUUGCGUAGGCAGUGGGAAGAUGCUGCUGAUGCAUCACCUCGUCUGGAGAUUCACGCCAUGAAGCAGUGGCCCAGAGUACUGCAACAGACUGAAUGGACAUCGCUCAAUCUCUUCGCGACGAAGAUCGAUGAGAUCGUGGAGAAGAGAGACAACGAAGUGGACUACGUGCUCAUCUACACUCCCGGACAGAUAGAGAUUUUUACUUGGUCUGCGUCGGGAGCAAUCAUCACAGAGGCCUUUGUGUGCACCUUUCCAUCGUCCGUGAUCUGCGUUGUGGACAUCUUCGGUCAGCCCAGUUACAUUCAUGAGAAACAUGCUCUCCGCCUGUAG